AUGGAGGAGAGUGACCUGCUCAAGGAGAGGCUCCAAGCCAUCACUCAGAAGCAUCAAAUUCAAGAGGACAUUAAAAAGAAGAAACUGAAACUUGAUCAAGAGAAACUGAAACUGCAGCAUCUGAAGAAAAAGGCUCUGAGAGAGCAGUGGCUGCUGCAAGACUCCCAUAAUGGAGUAGACUGCACACAGCAGCAGAGCUUUCUGUCUGACCGGGAACACACCAGAGCCCUGCAGCUCAGCAUCCACAGGAUUGAAAUGGAGGUGGAGUCUCUGGAGAGAGAAGAGUCUAUGAUUAGCGUUAAUGAGAGUUUUAUCCUCAGUAGACUCAAGGCAGUGGAGAAAAGUCCGGAGGACAUUAUCAAGGAAGCCAAAAACAGCUUUGUUCCUGAACCAUCACACAUAGCCACAGUAAUCCCUGAAUCCUUCACCUCACCAGCCAGUGAACAGUGUGAGCCAAACACACCACGGCAGACUCUGUUUAACAUGCAGAUCAACGUGGCUAAAAAUACUCUGACUGGGGAGAGCUCAGUACUUUCUACGCCAGAUGUUCCUCUGGAGGACUUUCACCAAAACACCGGGCUCAAAGUUUAUGAUGAUGUCCAGAAGUGUGUUUGCGCACUCAACUCUCAACAGGCAUCACGUGACCAGAACGGUGUUUCUGAGCUAUCAGCCAAUGAGGUGGAACAUUUGCUGAGAAGUGCUACAAUGCAUUGUCAAGUAAAGCACCAAAACUGCUGCGAAAGUCCCAGGACAAGGGAGGAGCAAUGGUUUUCCCACUACCGAGAUGACAGGAACAGGGUGGAGGAGCAUGACCUCGGCAAGCAGCCAGGACACUAUGAUGUCGUGCAAAGUCACAAAGCAGACAAAGACUUUAGCUGCAAUGAAAACAGCCAAAGAAAACCACACAGUGAGCAUCACUAUAGUAACCAGGACAGCUGUUUUAUCAAAAAUGACGGCAGGAGCCAGCAAAGCAAUCUGACGGAAAGUUGUGUGACGCGCCUGGAUCACUAUCGCCACCAGCAAGAUUGUUACUGUAGUUCAUAUCCAGUGACAAAUUGUCACCGUGUUCAGGAAGGCGGUUCUGCAAGCCACCAGCCCAGUGGCAUUACCAGAAGCAGCAGCAGGACUGAACCAUCCGGGUGCUGCGUACCUCUUAGAACACAUGACCAGGAAACACUAACACACACACAGUUCAGCUACACUCCCUGUUAUAUUCCUGCUAUUGAUUAUAUCAGUGAGGAAGAACAGUACCGCCCACCAUCGUACCAGCCGAACAGACAAACUGGGAACAGACACAGAGUACCUUUCCCCCUUACUGGAGAUGACCCCCCUUACACAAUCCUUAGCAUCCUGGACACUGCUGAGCCAAUCACAGCCAUAUUCAUGGGUUUUCAGUCAGCGUUGGAUGAGAGCCGGCAGGCUCGGGAGUUUGAAGGUUCCCUCAAGGCUGAGCUGGUCUUUGUUGAGGACGAUGAAGACUAUGAUGACAGCAACAUGAAGAAGAGCCACGGGCACAUUCCAAAGCCAAGUCCAAGCAAUGGAGCUGCUGCACACAUGCAGGGACUUGGAGACGGACACAGAGAGAGAGCAGUGGGACCAGGCAUCAGAAAGAUCUGGAAAAAACAACAACUGUGCUGUAGUGUCUGCUAACU
Oreochromis aureus is the source of this 1652-nucleotide messenger RNA. Its product is annotated as palmdelphin-like. Bases 1 to 1650 code for a protein of 549 amino acids. Lineage: Eukaryota; Metazoa; Chordata; Actinopteri; Cichliformes; Cichlidae. Gene Ontology annotation, biological process: regulation of cell shape. Gene Ontology annotation, cellular component: cytoplasm; membrane. The transcript has 8 exons. The record is from RefSeq and is a predicted model, not a curated record.